AUGGAAACACAGCUAAUAAUUAUCUACAGAUAUCAGAUGACAGGAAAACUGUAUCCUGGUCAGAUAAAUAUCAGAAACUCCCAGAAACACCAGAGAGGUUUCAGUGGCAUCCUCAGGUGUUAA
Staurois parvus is the source of this 123-nucleotide messenger RNA. The record is from the annotation of a GenBank genome assembly. Lineage: Eukaryota; Metazoa; Chordata; Amphibia; Anura; Ranidae.